CUUGCGACCAACAACAACGUUGAAGCUCUGCACCCCCUUAGCACUCACUUCAAAACCUUCUUUUCAGGCCGGAACAACGUAGACACCAAAUACGUACAACUGUUCAGCUGUCUUAUGCGAAAGUCUCCGAUCUAACAGCCAUCCGACGUGCGAAACUCCCCAUAUUGCCCCGCAGUCAUCACCUAUGGCGACGGCAAACAGCAAUGCGGAACAGGCCUUUGCGCCGGUCCUGAGCGCCGUCAACUCUAUGCGUGAUGGGACGCGGGAACAGAAGAAGGAGGCUUACGAGUUCCUCGAAAAGUUUCAGAAAUCGGUCGAGGCCUGGACGAUCGCGAUAGGAAUCCUUCAAUCGGAUGCAACUCCUGAGGCGAAAGUCUUUGCGGCUACGACCUUGAAGGGAAAGAUAACUUACGACGUCUCACAAAUACCCCGCGCUGCGCUCCCCGACCUUCGAACACAGCUGCUGGCAUUCCUAAAGCAGUAUGCGCCGGGUCCCCGGCCGAUCCGAACACAGCUAUGCGUUUGCCUGGCCAUUCUCGCCAUACAAAUGACUGAGUGGAAGGAUGUUGUUGCGAUGGUGGUGUCGACGCUUGGAACCGACGCGGCAAGCCAUGCGUGCAUGCUCGAAUUUCUCAGAGUCUUGCCGGAGGAAGUUACCGAAGGACGGAAAAUCACCUUGUCUGAAGAAGAACUCAGCCAGAGAACGCAGGAACUAUUGGGAAACAACGCGACCGUGGUUUUACAGCUGCUCAUCGACUAUUCGCAGUCCUCAGCUGAGGCAUCUACUAACCCACAUCUCCUCGAGUGUAUCAGCUCCUGGUUACGAGAGAUUCCAGUCACAGAUGUGGUAAAUUCUCCCCUCCUGAACAGCAUAUUUGGCGCAUUGGGCACGGAAGAUUCGUUUGACUCCGCCGUUGAAUGUCUUUGCACCAUUUUCAAGGAAACAAGCGACGUAGACGAGUAUAUGCAGGCCAUUGAAGUGCUAUUGCCCAAGGUUAUCCUACUGAGGCCUCGCAUUGCUGCUGCUGCAGAAGCCGAGGAUGCUGAGGUAUUUAAGGGAAUCACACGCCUCUUUGCAGAGGCUGGAGAAGCUUGGUGUCUUCUGAUAGCCAGGCAGCCAGAGCACUUCCGUAUCCUCGUGGAGUCAAUCCUUGAAUGCGCCGCAAGAGACACAGAAAAGGACGCCAUCGGCCUUACGUUUAGGUUCUGGUAUGAGCUAAAGCAAUAUCUUGUCCUGGAGAAAUAUAUUCAAGCUCGCAUGCAAUGCGUGGACGUCUACUCGAAGUUGGUUGAUAUACUGAUCAAGCAACUGGAGUUCCCUACCCCUGACGACCCAAAUUCUCUCGACCUCUUUGAUGGUGACCGUGAGCAAGAGGAGAAAUUCCGCGAGUUCCGUCACGUUAUGGGGGACUGCCUGAAGGACUGCUGUGAGGUGAUGGGAGUCACUGAGUGCCUGACAAAGGUACUUGAGUGCCUGAAGCUCUGGAUGACGAAUUAUGGAAGCUUGGCUACCCCAGAUUCCGUUCCCCACUGGCAAGCACUUGAGGCUCCGUUAUUCUCUAUGCGUGCGAUGGGCAGGAUGGUUAACAAGGAGGAAAACAUCAUCUUACCUCAGAUCAUGCCAAUACUGGUGCAGAUUCCAGCUCACGAGAAGCUCCGUUUCGCAGCUAUCAUGGUCCUCGGAAGGUAUACUGAGUGGACAUCCAACCACCCGGAAUUCCUUGAGCCACAGUUCCAAUACAUCGUCAAGUCAUUCGAUGCGGAUUCGAAGGAGAUCAUUCGGGCUGCUGCGAUGGCUAUGAAGUUCAUCUGCACUGACUGCAAGCAUCUGCUGAGUGGACAAGUUGUCGAGUUGCAGAAGUUUUAUAACUACACCCUAGACGCCUUGCCUCAAAUCAGUCAAGAAGAGCUAACGGAGGGUGUUGCGUCGGUCGUGGCUGUCCAGCCACCAAAUGAUAUAUAUGGGCUCCUGGAGUUAUACUGCGACCCUCUUGUUGAGCGGAUUAUGCGAAACGCCAACGCAGCUAAAGAUGAGGAUGGCGAGCUUGCUGUUGCCGAUGCCGUACAACUCCUUAACCCAUUCAUUCAAUGGGUUGUUCCUCGAGUUGAUCAUGGCCAGCCGGAUCCCGCAGUUCAGUAUUGCCAAAAGAUAUUCCCAUUGCUGGCACAGAUAGUCCAGACAUUCAUCAAGAGCGCGCCUAUAUGCGAACGUGUCUGCCGCUGCUGGCGCAACAUGUUCAUCUCCUACCGCACCGCGAUGGAGCCGCUUCUCCCAGUUAUGGCAGAUAAGCUGGCCCUUGGCUUCUCGGAAUCAAAGCAGGGCUGCUUCCUGUGGACUACAGCCGCCAUCCUUCGUGAAUUCGCCGAGGAUAGGGAGCACGUCAGCCCGUCGACUACCGACGCUAUCUACACCUUCUUUGAGGCACAAUCACGCACCACUCUGCGUAUGAUGUCUAGCCUCGAGCCUCACGACCUCCCGGAUAUCAUCGAGGACUUCUUCCGCCUGCUCACCGACACCGUCCUCUACUACCCCUAUCGUCUCAUCCCAUCGGAGCUAUUUACCCCUAUCCUGCAAGCAGCCCUCAGCGCUCUGGCACUAGAGCAGCGCGAGCCCCUUACUGCGACACUGCACUACUUGCGCGAUGUGAUCGCCUUCGGUGGCCCCAACCCACCUGUCUCGACCGGUCAGCUUAACCCUCCAGAAGUGCAGGCCGCCAUGCAAAACAUCCUUGCGGCGCACGGCGAGGAACUCGUGAAGCGGGUGAUGGCGGGAAUGAUGAUUAUAUUCCCACGCGACUGUUUCGCUGAUGGUAGCGGCGUACUACUGGAGCUUAUUGAGCUGAUGCCCGAGGCAGCAGUGGGUUGGGUGGCGGUAACUGUGAGGAUGCUUCCGGAGGGGACAGUAAGCCCGGAGGAGUCGAAGAGACUGAUUGAUGGUAUUGGAGCGAAGCUUAACGGGGGGCCCGAGGCAUUAAGGGGUGUUAGGAGCCUGUUGCAGGACUUCACAAACGCCUAUCGCAGGAGAUAUGUCGCUCCGCGCGAUGGACUGGGGAGGUUGGAGGCGACGAGAUUUAGGUUCAGCGAAUAAAUGGGAAUGGGGAGGGAAAUUGCGAGAUGAAAGGCGGGAGGUGAAAUGCAACAAGACGAAGGAAGAUGGAUUGUAUGCCGGGAGGUAUAGCUGGGUUGCUGUGUGGAAGGCUGCUCUGUGAAUCUCUACUUUUUUUGCAUCGGGCAUAAUAGCGUUUUUGGUCGGCAUUGAGGGAGAAAGACUCCCUUUGAUGGGUAGAGUGGAUGUUAAAUCCGUAUGUGGGAGUGGGAGGGGGUGGUGAGGUUGGUAGAUAUACGGAGGGAUAGGAUGGAUAGGGAGAUGUGAUGAAAGGUGGUGGCUAGAUGGGGGGAUGAGGCUGAUGAUGUGGAGGCGAGUGGCUUCAUCGUGAGAUUGGCCUACCAUGACGGGUCAGUUAGCUUUCGGAAUGAAGAAAUCUAACACACCUGUCUAUCUAGCCAUUGCGAAGAGAUAGGAGGGUAUGAAGUAAUUGCUUAGCUGAGCUGAGUUGGAUUCCCAGGAUACGCUAAGAUGAAGAAAGACAAGCAUUGGGAGGACAUUUUCUCACAACCAUCACUAUUUGUUCAUAGGAAGCCAUCAUAAAAACUGCGGAGAUAUUUACACAC
Messenger RNA from Pseudogymnoascus destructans, 3672 nucleotides. RefSeq names its product Nuclear import receptor (gene MTR10). Gene Ontology annotation, molecular function: small GTPase binding. Gene Ontology annotation, cellular component: cytoplasm; nuclear membrane. Lineage: Eukaryota; Fungi; Ascomycota; Leotiomycetes; Thelebolales; Thelebolaceae. The coding region runs from base 185 to 3088 and encodes 967 amino acids. The record is from RefSeq and is a predicted model, not a curated record. Gene Ontology annotation, biological process: protein import into nucleus. The transcript is spliced from 6 exons.